Molecule: messenger RNA, 3131 nt
Organism: Rhopilema esculentum
Lineage: Eukaryota; Metazoa; Cnidaria; Scyphozoa; Rhizostomeae; Rhizostomatidae
Product: coiled-coil domain-containing protein 39
Biological process (GO): inner dynein arm assembly; cilium-dependent cell motility; epithelial cilium movement involved in determination of left/right asymmetry
Cellular component (GO): axoneme
Source: RefSeq, a predicted model, not a curated record
GUCCUUGACAACAGUUUCUCUCGGGCUUGAAGUGGGACGGUUUCUUGGCCACCGCUAAAAUUGAGAAACAAAAUGGAGGAUAUACUGAGUCAGAUGAGUUUUGACGAAGGCGUUGCUAUGCCUAUAGCUAAUGAAGAAAACAAAAAAUAUGAAGCACAACUUGAUCAAGCACAAAAAGAGAUUGCGAAAAUGCAAGAGGAGGUGAACUUGUACACAGAUCGAAUUCACUCUAUGUCUGAUCAUCUGAAAAAUGUUAGGCAGGAGCUGCAACAAACACAGGAGCUUUGUGGUGCCAAGAAAAGGGAAAUAGACAGUGAGGACCACCUGAGACAAGUUGCCGAGCGUGAAAAAGGUAGAUUGGCUGCGGAAGUUCAAAGAAUAACAAAGGAGAUAAAUGUGCUUACAGAACGAAGAAACAUAUACGAGAAUAACAUCUUCAAAGGCAAUGAGAUGCUACAACAGAUAAAGAAUCAGAUGAACUGGGAUCAAAAAGCUCUAGAAGCAUGGCUUGAAGAAUCGGCUCAAAGAGAUGAUGAUGCAAUGAUACUGCAAAAGUACACGAGGUCUGAUGAAACCAAAAUCAAGGAACUGUCUUUGAGGCAACAGAAGAUGACUGACGAACGGGCCUCCAGAAGACAGGCGUUGGAACAUGAGAUAACCCAGACACUAACUGCACAGCUGCAACUUGACAAAACUGCGGAGGCGUUCAGAAAAAGUCACGCGGAGCGUCAAGAGCUUCUACGUCAAUGGGAGGCUACAAUUCAACAAAUGCAGAAAAGAGAUCAGGAUAUGGAUCUAGCUGCUUUGAAACUUGCAGAACUGAAGGUUCGGGUACAUCAGAGAGAAGAUUCCCUCAACGAAAGACAGCAAUUUUUGGAUGGCGAACUGGCAAACAAUCAAGAAAAAGAGAAAAAGAUAGCAAUCGCCGAAAGACAGUCCGCGAAGUAUCGCUUGGAUUAUCAGAAUAGUGAAAAUGCAAGAAUCCUUUUUCAGGAUGAGCUUGACACAUUGAAAUACACUGUCGAUCGAACAGCCAAAGAUCUCGAGGCAAUGAGAGAGAAAUGCACACAACUAAAGAAAGAUGUUAACGAGAAGCAAGAAAAGCUUCAGAGGGCACAGCAGACCCGAGAGAAUCUUUAUGAACAGUUGAAGAUAGCUGCAGACACUACGCUGAGCGCCGAAGAUCGUGCCUAUAGAGUCGAGGAGACGUUAAAAAACGAAGAAAGCAGAAUUCAUGACAUUGAAAAAGAGCUUAAUAGACUUAGAGAAAAACAGUUUCGUAAAACUCAAGAAUUAUAUCAAAUAAAGCAAAUGGAAUCAAAUACUACAGCUGAAAUCCAGGGUGCAAAAGCUGCUUGUCGGAAUCUCUCAAGCAAACUUCACAAAUUGGAUCAGGACUCCUUGAAACAGCAAGAAAUAAUAUACAAUCAAGAUUUUCAACUUCAAACGUUGGAACGCAAGAUAGGUCGGUUACAUGGGGAGCGCAGCAGUGAUGAGAAAAACCAGCUCGAGGAAAAAGUCAAGGAACUGUCCCAAACACUGGAUGAGCACAGCACAACGCACACAUUGUUGACGAGCCAACUCAAAAAUUUAAGUGAUGAUUUGAGACGAGUUUCUAGACAGCAAGCAAAAGGAAGAGAGGAAAAGGAAACACUGACAAGCAAAAUAGAGGAGCUGAAUCUCCAUAACACAAAUUCGGAAAGAGAGUUGAAAAAGCUGACUGCACAAAAACAGGAUUUGAUGGUUGAAGAGAACAUUUUGAGAUUGCAGAUCAGGAAACUGCGUGACCAUCUCAGCAAUAAAGCUGAUAAUGUAUUGUCGCUCGAAAAGCAAAGGUUGCAGCUGGAGACGACAAUGAAGGAACGUUCACGUGAAAUUGCUAUCCACAUGGAGAUGUUAAAAACACAACUGAGGGCUGCGGAGGAGGAGAAACAAACAAUCAGUGCUGAGCUGCACGAACGCAUAUCGAAGAUUGACAAACUGAGGAAACGAUAUGAGAUCCUGAUGGUGUCCAUGGCUCCGCCUGAAGGAGAAGAAGAAAAAUCACAGGCCUAUUAUGUCAUUAAAGCAGCUCAAGAGAAAGAGGAACUUCAGAGGAAUGGUGACGAAUUGGAUGCCAAAAUUCGAAAGGCAGAAAAGGAGAUAAGAGCCCUUGAAAAUACAUUGCGACUGAUGAGUAGCAAGAAUGAGUCAUACAGAAAGAGUUUUAGCAAAGUAGAGCAGUCAAGUGAAGAGUACGAGGAAAAACAGAGGUUAGAAGAGCAACUUAGAGCAUCUAUGGACAAAUAUAAAUACAAAAGACGGCAAAUCAAGGAGCUUCAAGAUGAUUUCGAAUCAAUGCAGAGAACACUGGAGACACUAACCAGCGAGGAACAGCAGCUUGUUCAAGCGCUUGAAGAGAAAACUGCCAAAGUCACCAGCUUGCAGAAAGAACUUGACGAUCAAGAAGGGAAAAAAGAGCGUGUUGAAAAUCAGCUACAUAAGCUCGUUCGGACUGUAAGAAGCGCACGAAAAGCUAAGGACCAACUCCCAGAAGAGAAGGAUAUCGAUCUGAGAGAGCUUCGCGACUUUAACACUUCAGUCAUGAAGCAGCUUGGUGGAGUCGUACACGACAAUCCGGAGAUCGCGGCCGCCGUCCACCUGUACUUUACGCAGGCUGGUCUACCAAUGCCACCGUCACCUGGUCCUGGACAGAGUUCUAGACCCGGAUCUACAAGAAGCUCAAGAGCAAGCCUGGCAUCAGUGAGAUCUUCUUCAACAAUUCGAAGCACGGCAAGUCGCCAAGGGUUAGAAACAGCAUCAGUAGACGUGGGUGCAAUGGCUGUAUCUGGCAUUGGUAGUCCGAAAGGAGUUGCAUCUCACACACCAACAAGCCGAAAAUCAAAACCCGGAUCCGGCGAAAGGUCAUCUUCAAAACCGCCUUCAAGGCCAAGCUCUUCAGGAUCACAAGCAUCUAGGGGGUCACGUGCCUCUUUAUCGUCUUCCAGGAGAUAAGUCGUUAUCUUCAGAAAACUCCAGUUGCCCUGUUUUAAUUGAAUUUAACAAGUAUGUUUAGUAAGGGAAGCGUUUUGCAUCAAUUGUAAGUAGCACCAAGCUUAUGAUUUGCUUUCGAAUGAAAAACAGUAUUAGAG